CGAUUCGAGAUAUUUUUAGUUCUUAUAACACAAUGUUAAUUAUGAUGGCACAGAUUCCCGCUGUUUGAUUUUGUUCCGGAAACGGCGUUCAGUCUGAAAAUUUUUGUCCAAACCAGCUGAUACAAAUAUUAUUACAAUGAGCGAAGGAAUCUACAGUAUUCAAAAGAAUGAAAAGUUUGGAAGAUAUAUGGUGGCUAAUAAACAUAUAAAAGCAGGUGAACUGAUUUUAUCUGAAAGUCCAUUGUUGAUUGGACCUCAAGUAGAUGGACCGUUGAUAUGUCUCAACUGUUGUCGAAGUUUAAGAACAUCAGGAUAUAUUUUUUGCAAAGGCUGCAAUGCUGCUGUGGUUUGCAGUCCAAAGUGUACUGGAAAAUUACAUAGUCAAGAAGAAUGUAAGGCGUUCAAAGAUAUAGGAUUGAAUGGAAGAUUUUUGGUGGAAAAUGAUCAAGUGAUAUUUCCUCUCCGUUGUUUGAUCAUGAAGCAAUGCCAACCAGAAAUAUGGAAGUCGAUGAUGCAAUUAGAAUCUCAUUUAGAAGCGAGGAGGGGAUCCUUCAUAUGGAGAAGACAUGCCGUUGUGGUGGAGCAGAGCUUGAGAGAUAUGGCCCUCACAUCCGAAGAUGAUUUGAAAAAUGACUUGAUUCAAAGAAUAUGUGGAAUAUUGGAUGUGAACACUUUCGAGAUCAGACCUCCUCAAAGUCAUUCAUUGGUUAUAACUAACCCAGAAAAUCAGUGCUUAAGAGGUGAAUAUGAGUUGAUUCCUUUUGGGAAAAGCAUUGCACUUGUUUAUUCUUAUUUUCGCAUUGAGUGA
This is a messenger RNA of Leptinotarsa decemlineata (Colorado potato beetle), 808 nucleotides long. RefSeq names its product SET domain-containing protein SmydA-8. The record is from RefSeq and is a predicted model, not a curated record. Lineage: Eukaryota; Metazoa; Arthropoda; Insecta; Coleoptera; Chrysomelidae.